ACAAAUAUUUGCCUUCGUCCGCAAUAUUGGGGGUUGGGGUUUUUCCAGAGCAAGGGUUUAACCUUGACUUCAGAUUUCCCCCCAUCUUUCUCUCUCCUCUCUUUCUCUCUCUUCCUGGGUUCCUCCUUCGGCUCUGCGCCCUACUCAAGACCACCGCUCUAAGACAAACUAUAAACACUGUAAAAACAACUGUUAUUUACAGUCCCAUCAAAAGUCUAUCAAAACGGCUUAUUAUUGUAGAAUCAGUAAGAUUAGGAGAGUUGUAGAGUCCAUGGCAAUGGGGGUUUACACCCCAGGCACCCCCUUUAAGUCUUCUUUCCGUUCUUGUGUCUGCCUAUCUCAAUCACGUGCCCUCUCUUCCUCUGUGGUGUCUUCUUCCUCCAAGAAAGCCCUUCACAGGCCAGAAGUUUUGGCACUCUUGACUGGCAAAUGUCCAUUUUCCACUCUAACCAUGUUUGGUAGAUCACUUCAUCUUAAACAUAGUUCAAGUUAUAACACCAUGCCAUCCGGUGGUUGGGAGCUUAAAGUUGAGCCAAAGGCGAGAAAUCCUUCUGCACCACGUGCUUUUAUGGUCCCACUUUUGCCAGAUACUUCCAAACCCUCAAAUGAAUCAGUUUGCCAACAAAUUAAGCAGGAAGAAAAUCAAGUUCCAACACAUCGAUGCGGCAACAAUUUGGAUAUUGCUUCUGAAACGACACAGCCCAACAGCGUUGGGCAAAGUACUGGUGGAGCUCUAUUAUGGGCUAAAUCAUGUGAGGAAAUACGGGAAAAGAGAAAGGCAUAUUUUCUGAAUAAUGCACAAGGUAAGUGUGAGGAUUUGCAAGAUGGCAGUUCAAAAUCAACUGUGCCUUCUUCUAUUAAUGUUAGUGGCAACAUGUCUAAUCAUCCAGUGCAGAAGGAUUUAAAUCCAGAGCUUACAUUAUUGAAAGAUGUCCAGUCCAACAGUUUGUCAAUGAAACGUUCAGAGGAAAGGAAAGCAAGGCCAGAAAGGGAUGCUGCAGAUGCAAAAUCUACUGCCAUUGCUGAUGAUGCAGAUGAAACAUAUGUUGAGCCAAGAACUGGUGAAGAGGCCCAAGGUGUUUGCCAGUCCCAUCUUCAUGGUAAGAAUGCACAAGGUAAGGAUGAGGGUUUGCAAGGUCGCAGUGAUUAUGAAUGCAGAAGUUCAAAAUAUAGUGUGCCUGCCUCUAUUAAUGUUAGUGGCUCCAUGUCUAAUCAUCCAAGGCAAAAGGAUUUAAAUUCAGCACAUACAUUAUCGAAAGAUGACCAGCCCAAUGGUUUGUUGUCAGAGAAUCUUUCAGAGGAAAGGAAAGAAACAAGUCGAAAACUAUUUCCAGCCAGCACCACUGAUAGUGCAGAUGAAAAAUAUAUUGAGCCAAUAACUGAUGAAGAAGCCAGAGGUGUUUGCCAGUCCCAUCUUCGUGAGAGGCUUGCUCACAUAUAUGAUAAGGUUCUUGUAGUUGAUAAUAUCUCUGUAGCGAAGGAAGUUGUUCGGAUGCUUACAACUCAAUACAGGCAUCACGUUUAUGCAUGUGAUACAGAGGUGGCUAAAAUAGAUGUGAAACAGGAAACACCUAUUGAUCAUGGAGAAUUAAUUUGCUUCAGUAUCUUUUCUGAGCCAGCAGCAAAUUUUGGCAAUGGGAAGUCUUGUCUCUGGGUAGAUGUCCUAGAUGGUGGUGGCAGAAGUCUUUUAGCCGAAUUUGCUCCAUUUUUUGAAGAUCCUUCCGUAAAAAAGGUUUGGCACAACUAUAGCUUUGACAGUCAUAUAGUGCGGAACUAUGGGCUUAAAAUAUCUGGCUUUCAUGCUGAUACAAUGCAUAUGGCUCGAUUAUGGGAUUCUUCAAGGCGAAUACUGGGUGGGUAUUCUUUAGAAGCACUUACAUGUGACCCUAAGGUCAUGUCUGGUGAGGGGUGCCACCUUGAUAAAAGUUUGAUUGGUAAAGUUUCAAUGGUAACCAUCUUCGGCAGGAGAAAGGUGAAGAAAGAUGGAUCUGAGGGCAAAAUUAUCACUAUCCUUCCUGUUGAAGAGCUUCAAAGAGAAGAGCGGAUACCAUGGAUUUGUUAUUCUGCCUUGGAUUCAAUAAGCACAUUAGAGCUCUAUAAGAGCUUGAAAAGUAAACUAGUUGUUAUGAAGUGGCAACUCGAGGGAGUCUGCAAAGGAACAAUGUUCGACUUUUACAUGAAAUAUUGGCGCCCAUUUGGUGAGCUUUUAGUAGAAAUGGAAACUGAGGGGAUGCUGGUCGACCGAGCCUAUUUCGCAGAGAUUGAAAAAGUAGCUAGAGCGGAGCAACAGGUUGCUGUGAAUAGGUUUCGCAAUUGGGCAUCUAAGUAUUGUCCCAAUGCUAAGUAUAUGAAUGUUGGAAGUGAUGCACAGUUGCGCCAGCUCUUUUUUGGCGGCAUUACAAACAGGAAGGACCCUGAUAAAAGUCUUCCAUUUGAGAGGAACUUUAAAGUUCCCAACAUCCACAAAGAGAUAGAAGAAGGCAAGAAAACUCCUGCAAAAUUUCUCAAUAUAAAACUACAUAGCCUUGGUCCUGAGAUACAAACUGAGCUGUACACUGCAUCUGGUUGGCCCUCUGUCAGUGGAGAUGCUUUGAAGACCCUUGCUGGAAAGGUUUCUGCAGAAUUUGAUUUUAUAGAUGAAGCUCAUGAGUUGCAAUCAGAUGAAAAUGUUGGAAAGAUGGAUCAAACGAGCAAUGGACUCUCAGAGAUAAAGGAAAGAGCUGCCAGUGGGGACAAAGAAUCUGCUUAUGGAACGGCUUAUGCUCCAUUUGGAGGGGGACAGAAUGGGAAGGAGGCUUGCCAUGCAAUUGCUGCUUUAUGUGAAGUUUGCUCUAUAGACUCUCUGAUAUCCAACUUCAUCAUCCCUUUGCAGGGCAGUCAUAUAUCAGGCAAGAACGGGCGUGUCCAUUGUUCACUGAAUAUCAACACAGAAACUGGGCGCUUGUCAGCUAGGAGACCAAAUUUGCAGAAUCAGCCUGCAUUAGAGAAAGACCGUUAUAAGAUUCGCCAGGCAUUUAUUGCUGCACCUGGGAACUCCCUUAUUGUUGCUGAUUAUGGACAACUGGAACUUAGGAUUCUUGCACAUCUUGCCGACUGCAAGAGUAUGUUGCAUGCCUUCAAAGCUGGUGGAGAUUUUCAUUCAAGGACUGCAAUGAAUAUGUAUCCACACAUUCGUGAAGCCAUUGAACAGAAGCGUGUGCUUCUUGAGUGGUAUCCUCAACCUGGUGAAGAUAAACCUCCUGUUCCUCUCUUAAAGGAUGCUUUUGCUUCUGAAAGAAGGAAAGCAAAGAUGCUCAACUUUUCAAUUGCAUACGGAAAAACUCCAGUGGGGCUUGCCCGCGAUUGGAAGGUUUCUGAGAAGGAAGCAAAGCAAACAGUUGAUCUCUGGUACAGUGAAAGACAAGAAGUGCUGCAGUGGCAGAAAAAACGUAAAUGGGAAGCCAAAUAUCAGAAAUGUGUUCAUACAUUACUAGGACGAGCCCGCCGGUUCCCUUCAAUGGAUAAUGCAACUUCCUCUCAAAGAGGUCACAUUGAACGAGCUGCCAUCAAUACUCCAGUACAGGGUAGUGCUGCUGAUGUUGCCAUGUGUGCCAUGUUAGAGAUCUCAAAAAAUGAGCGUUUGAAGGAAAUUGGAUGGAGGCUGCUUUUACAGGUUCACGAUGAAGUAAUCCUAGAAGGACCAGAAGAGUCAGCCGACAUCGCCAAGGCCAUAGUUGUCGAGUGCAUGUCCAAACCCUUUGACGGCAAGAACAUUCUUAAAGUUGACCUCUCUGUUGAUGCCAAAUGUGCUCAAAACUGGUAUUCUGGCAAGUAGGUUGUGGGUUCUGUCUGCCAAAACAGGUGCAGAUUUGUUUGAACCCCUGCUCCCCUCCCAUGGGCAUGUGAUUUGCAGCAGCUCAAGGAUGGAGUCUUGUGAUACCACCGUGUUGAUUUGUCUAUGCCAAUACGGUGGGUUAACCAAAGUCUUGGGAAGUACUUGUGUUGGGGGAAUUGGUUCAUAUUGAAACGCAAAGAAUUCGUCGAAGAUGACGCUGACUUGGACUUCUCCAGUGUAUGCCAUUGUUACAUUAAUGCUUUGGGCUCAGGGACUAGGGAAGUAGGGUAUUGGGUUGCAGCUUUAAUGCAGUUAUGUAAUUCUGCUGGAACAAUGAGAGCCUGCAAAUGAUUUAUCCAUUGUAUAAAAUCUUACAUUUUGAUGGCACUCCUGUCUAGUUCCUGUAAUACUAUAUUCAUAUUUCUGUUGCACGGUAUUAAAGCUCAAUUUUGAUGGUA
Messenger RNA from Cornus florida, 4272 nucleotides. Its product is annotated as DNA polymerase I A, chloroplastic/mitochondrial-like. Gene Ontology annotation, molecular function: 3'-5' exonuclease activity; DNA binding; DNA-directed DNA polymerase activity. The record is from RefSeq and is a predicted model, not a curated record. Gene Ontology annotation, biological process: DNA-templated DNA replication; double-strand break repair. NCBI's taxonomy places the organism in Eukaryota, Viridiplantae, Streptophyta, Magnoliopsida, Cornales, Cornaceae. Bases 272 to 3814 code for a protein of 1180 amino acids. The transcript is spliced from 12 exons.